AUGGCGCGAGCACAGGAUAAGGAUGCUGAGAUGGUCUGCGUUACCGUCAGCCAAGUAUACUACGGACUUUCGGUUAUUUAUGGACGCAAACAACUUGUUGAUGCCUAUUUCAAUCUGGGUUAUACUGCAUUCAGUUCUAACAAUCGACGUUCAUCGGCUAUCAGCGAGGCGAACAACAUGCCUUGCUUACCGGAUUUCACUUUCUCGCGCUGUCGCAGUGACAUCUUGUCGGCUGGUUUGAUACUACGGUGA
Messenger RNA from Gongylonema pulchrum, 252 nucleotides. The record is from the annotation of a GenBank genome assembly. Lineage: Eukaryota; Metazoa; Nematoda; Chromadorea; Rhabditida; Gongylonematidae.